GAACAAUAGCCAGAAUUCACAUAACAUUGUAAUUCAUCCCACAAUGACUUCUUAUUUGCCCUGUUUGACCACCCCGAGAGGAAAAUCUUCCUUCCAAUUUUGUUUAAUUCCAUAAUUUCGUACUCUAAUCUCGUGCAGUUUUGUUUAUGUGUGAUUUAUUAUUUGCUGUUGCGAUUGUACAAAAAAAGCCACUAAUGUGGACACAAUCGACGGUUGAUGAAUGGGUAUUGGCGCGCGAUUUUUGUGACCAAGUUCAUGGUCAGUGGGAAUCCAAAAUUAAUUAGUGCAGGAGAUGAUGCGGUGUUGCUAAAAAAAAAGUUCGCCUCUGGCGCGUGACUAUAAUCUUCAAUACAUAAUUUAAUUGAACUGAAUAAGAUAAUGUUGUGGAGGCUUCCAGAAUCGAUGCCGGGAUUGGCAGACAGUAUAAAAGCACCACUGCAACUGAGCAGCAGCAGAGUUGUAGUUCUCGUGCCAUACUGUUCAGGUCUCACAAGUUGUAUCCAAAAGAAUAUUUUUUUAAAAAAUGAAGGCUGUUUUUGUGGUUUACUUUGCCGUCUUGGCUGUGUGCUCUGCCGAAUGGCGAAUCCAGACUGCAGAGGAUCUCGCUAAGCACCGCACCAAAUGCGUCGAGGAGCUGAAGAUUGAGGAAUCCGCCGUGACGGAGUACAAGAAGUGGAAUUUCACAGAUGACGAAAAGACACGAUGCUACAUCAAGUGCAUCUUCAACCAGAUGGAAUUGUUCAGCGAUGAGACUGGCUACAAUGUUGAACACCUCGUGGAACAGCUGGGACAGACUGGUGACAAGGAGAAGGUUCGCGAACAGAUCGUCAAAUGUGUCGAUGACAAUCCCAACAAGGACGACAAGUGCACCUGGGUCUUCCGUGGCUUCAACUGCUUCAAAGCCAACCACCUGAGCCUCAUCAAACAGAGCCUGAAGAAGGACUAAAUCCCUAUUCCCUCCCACCAGGAAUCUCUCCCUCACAUACUCUCGCAAUUGCGAUAUUUUUUCUCAACCAGAAACUGUGUCCCCCAUAAAAAAAUGAGAAGAAUUCACGAGUGGAAAGUUUUGUGGUUAAUUGAAUAAAUAUUGUUGUCGCUGGA
Messenger RNA from Lutzomyia longipalpis, 1101 nucleotides. RefSeq names its product general odorant-binding protein 99a-like. The record is from RefSeq and is a predicted model, not a curated record. Gene Ontology annotation, biological process: sensory perception of smell. The transcript has 3 exons. The coding region runs from base 524 to 946 and encodes 140 amino acids. Lineage: Eukaryota; Metazoa; Arthropoda; Insecta; Diptera; Psychodidae. Gene Ontology annotation, molecular function: odorant binding.